AUGAGUCGUGCCUUAGUGGUGACAUCGCUACUUGCUUUGCUCGCAUUCCAAGUGAACAGCACCAACGAGGUCAACGACACAACUUGCGCGUCCUGGUGUUUGGAAGGAGACUUCAAUGUAUGUCUUGAGCGGGCAUGCCAGCAGUGCUCCCGGUGCACCUGUCCCGGAAGCGCUUGGGUUUACAGCAACAUCACCGGCCUUUGCUAUGCCCGGUUUCUCUCUACAGCGCACAUUUACGACUGUGCUUGUCGAUGUGCACAGUUUCAAGCGACCGUUCCCUGCGUCCGCUCCAGAGAAAACAACUUUGAGUUGGCAGCUUACGAUACUUGGAUUGGUCUCCACCAAUCGUCAAGGGAAUGGAAGUGGGUCAAUGGGUGCGGGAGCGACUACAGGAAUUGGGGUCCGUGGGAGCCAAGUGGCGAGUGUGAUGAACACAAUCGCUGCGAAGAUCACGCCAUUAUCGUGCAAGACUACAGGACCCAAGACGGGGACCAUUAUGCCGGUGUUUGGGCUGACGUCCGCCAUAAUGAGCGUGCAUACUGUGCGUGCGAGUACAACCCUCAGAACCCCACCCCUGCCGGCACUGCCUCUUGGGGGACCUGCACUGACUACACGUAUAGUGAGGCGGAGCUUACCCUAAGCCUAGCAACUUUUAGGUUUGGUGAGUUCGUCGCGGCAGCUCAAAAGCAGCUCCUUGGGGUGUUCAGCAUAGCCUUUCUGAUCGCAUUGAACUGA
Molecule: messenger RNA, 735 nt
Organism: Durusdinium trenchii
Lineage: Eukaryota; Dinophyceae; Suessiales; Symbiodiniaceae
Source: the annotation of a GenBank genome assembly